Messenger RNA from Drosophila biarmipes, 1401 nucleotides. RefSeq lists its product as uncharacterized. NCBI's taxonomy places the organism in Eukaryota, Metazoa, Arthropoda, Insecta, Diptera, Drosophilidae. Bases 66 to 1331 code for a protein of 421 amino acids. The record is from RefSeq and is a predicted model, not a curated record. The transcript has a single exon.
UACGAUAGUCUCCAUCUAGUUUUCCUUGAUUUGGAGUGUCUAAAUAAGGUUUUUGAAAAUGAGAAAUGUGGCAAUGUGAAGCGCAUGGACCAGGUGUCAUCGCCUUUCUCUCAGCUAUUGCAACCCUACUCGCUGUUGUCCAGGCUAAACAGGCGGAGAUGUCCUUGCCCCUGGAUGAGUCCCCGCAAACGCAGCGUCUGCCGCCGGAUUACGUGAAGGGAGUGCUCAGCCUGAAGAGCAGUCUGCUGUCCAGCAAGCCGGCCUUGGGUUACGGCUCUAAUCAGCAGCAGGUGGAGAACAGCGUUCCCGUGGCCGGAAUCAGACCCGGCAUGAGGUACACCCCCCAGUUGGAUGUGCAGCAGCCACAGAGUCCGCAGAGCCAGCAGCCGAUGCAUCAGGUCGAGCCCGUUGCCAAUCUGCGGCCAUCUGCGCUAGCUCAUCGACCCCCUCUUCACUCCCAGAUGCCGCCGGUCAAGCUGAGUCGCUACAACCAGGAGUUCCCCGCCGCCCAUCUCUUCCAGCCGCCCUUUGUGCCGCUGCCCAAAAAGCAGGAGUCACAGGAUCCGCCGCCGACUGCCGAGCAACUGGAGUUGCUGCAACAGUUGUCCGAGUUUUUUGGCCAACGGCAGCAGGGCCAACAACAGGUGCAGCAUGUGCAACAGCAGGAGGCCGCCAACUGUGGCACCCAGAUGGAUCAAAAUGAGGGCAAGGGACUGGGAAUAUGCGAUGUGGAGGCGACUACCGAUUCCUGUGAUUCCACAAAGGAGCCCAAUAAAAGCGAGGAAGAGGAUUCGGUUUCGGUGGAUGUGAAGAACAAAGAGCCGCAAGAGACCACCACAGCGCAGCCGAAGCCUCCUGUGGCACCCAAAACAAAGGCCACCAAGCCAAGUAUUGUCAAGUCCACCACCCACAAGCCCCAGACGACGCGUACUCCCAAAACAACUACGAGAAAACUACCCUGCUGUUCGAAACCAAGGAAUCAGGGCAUUGCAGAGACCCCAAAUGUGAUUAGCUUUUCGCUGAAUAUACAAAAUGACAACGCCGAUCAGGCAAAGUCCCUGCAACAGCUGCCUCGAUGUGGUCGUCAUGUUAUCCAGCCCGAUUUACGUAUCAAUGCCAUUUCCAACUUGCUGAGAUAUCGCAGAAAACUAGCUCAGGGUACCGCUCCUUAUCCAAGACCGUUUUCCACGUUAAAGGAUCAGGAAGUGCAGAUGCAGAGUCGUACAAAGCGAAAGAAAGAUAGGAUCCUGGACAAGAAGCAGCUACUUCAAGCAGAGCUUAAGAUCUGGCCCAUAAGCAUACGGUCGAAUUUGGUAGAACGAUUGCACUGAAGUAUAUUUUAUAAUGACUUAGCUUAAAUAGAUUCAAUAAAUAUUUACCAAAAGGGUUCUAAGUAAGGUA